CAAAAAACUAGAUCAAACCAAAUCUCUAAUGGCUCGUGGAAAGGUUCAGAUGAGGCGUAUUGAGAACCCGAUGCACCGGCAGGUCACCUUCUGCAAGCGCCGUGCAGGGCUUCUUAAGAAGGCUAAGGAGCUUUCCCUUUUGUGUGAUGCUGAGAUUGGAGUUUUAAUCUUCUCCGCCAAUGGAAAGAUCUAUGAAAUGGCCACCAAAGGAACUAUGCAAGGGCUUAUAGAGAGGUACAUGAAUGCCAAUCCAGUGGCUCAAACUGAACAAGCAGUGCCGCAGGGUGCCAAUGAGGAGAUCAACAUGCUGAAGCAAGAGAUCGAAGUUCUCAAAAAAGGCCUCAGUUAUAUGUUUGGAGGUGGAGCCGUGAAGAUGACAUUGAAUGAACUUCUUAUGCUUGAGAAACAUCUUGAGAUAUGGAUUUAUCAAAUCCGCUCUGCAAAGAUGGACACUAUGUUUCAAGAGAUCAAUCUGCUGAGGAACAAGGAAGGAAUUCUGAAAGCUACAAAUAAGUUUUUGCAAGAUAAGAUAGAGGAGAACAUUAGAAAUAUAGCUGGAUUUGGACAAAUGACUUCUACUAUUGACUACCCACUAAUUAUCCCUAAUGAGAUAUUUCACUUCUAG
Molecule: messenger RNA, 625 nt
Organism: Mangifera indica (mango)
Lineage: Eukaryota; Viridiplantae; Streptophyta; Magnoliopsida; Sapindales; Anacardiaceae
Product: agamous-like MADS-box protein AGL12
Exons: 7
Coding region: 29-625 (198 amino acids)
Biological process (GO): positive regulation of transcription by RNA polymerase II
Cellular component (GO): nucleus
Molecular function (GO): DNA-binding transcription factor activity, RNA polymerase II-specific; RNA polymerase II cis-regulatory region sequence-specific DNA binding; protein dimerization activity
Source: RefSeq, a predicted model, not a curated record